AUGGCUGGAUACUGUGAUCCUGAUGCAUGUGAAACAUUGCUAGUUUCUUAUCGCGGUGGCAACCUUAUCGUUAUCGGGUUCCGCAAUAACCAUCCAACUUCGCCUUGCAACACUGCACUGGACUGGCUUGACCAGGCUGGUGUCAAAGUUGCGGCGAUGUCGACUUAUGAGGAAUGCUCCCCUGCACCAUCGCCCGUACUAUUCCAAAUGCCCUAUCUCGACACCCCACCACGCGCCGAGGAUACUGGUCCUAUGGGGCAUUUUGUCGAUACCCGUGCUGAAGCCAGCAUGGUAACUGUGUCCCAACGAAUCGGAGCUACGGCCGCAGGAGAGUUCGCAUGGCGCCCGCCUUCCCCUCCUCAUAUUGCCAUUCCCCAACCUGCGGAGGACAAUGUAUUUGUGAUUCCCGAAUAUGACGGUUUCGAAGUUGACGCGGAUGAACGCGAGAUUCUGAAAAUCAUCACUCAUGGAGGCCAAGAACAAGUUGCUUCUGGAAUGACCGGCGAUUGGCAGUACGAAUGGCGACGCAACGCACAAUGCAUACUCUCCUUCCUCUACCUGGGCCCGUCCUCCGCCGCUAGAGACAUCGACUACCUCCGAUCAGAAGGCAUCACGAUGCUGCUUGUGAUCAGAAAUACUACAACCGCACAAGCUAGGCUCCUGGGUGGAGAGAAGGUUGCCAACCAACUGGGCAUACAGGCAGCAGCUGUUGAUGUUGAGGGAAACCCUCAGCUCAUUGCUGCUUUUCCUGCGGCUAUUAAGAUCAUCAAUGACCAUCUGAUUUCGAUCUACCGACAGAACAUGUUCAAGGCACAGAACCGACACGACCAUAUUCGCCCCAUCCAGGGAAAGGUCCUAGUCUUCUGCGAGACAGGCAAUGAACGAUCUACCGCUGUCAUCGCUGCAUAUCUCAUGAACAUGUACUACAUGGACCUGGUUACUACAAUCCAGUACAUACAAUCCCACCGGUUCUGUAUUGCUCUUGAUGACGGUUUGAAGAAUCUCCUGUUAAGUUACCACGACCUCCUGCAAGCUCGAAAGGCCGUUGCUGGUGCUGCAGCCCCAUGGCUAGACUUCGGUCGAGGAAAUAAGCCAGCUUCAAAGCGAGGUAGGGAUGAGGUGGACGACAAUAACGUUGACGAUAUGGAUACGAUGACCCUUGACGACAUAGAGAGGUUUGAUAAUCGUGCCGGCUUUGUUCCAUUCCGGGAUGGCCCUUCUCAAUGA
This is a messenger RNA of Venustampulla echinocandica, 1227 nucleotides long. RefSeq lists its product as uncharacterized. The transcript has 3 exons. The record is from RefSeq and is a predicted model, not a curated record. Gene Ontology annotation, biological process: negative regulation of protein binding; regulation of ERK1 and ERK2 cascade; protein dephosphorylation. Gene Ontology annotation, cellular component: cytoplasm; nucleoplasm. NCBI's taxonomy places the organism in Eukaryota, Fungi, Ascomycota, Leotiomycetes, Helotiales, Pleuroascaceae. Bases 1 to 1227 code for a protein of 408 amino acids. Gene Ontology annotation, molecular function: protein tyrosine/serine/threonine phosphatase activity; F-box domain binding.